Pseudonaja textilis is the source of this 1389-nucleotide messenger RNA. It is a transcript of the gene TMEM35B, whose product is annotated as transmembrane protein 35B. NCBI's taxonomy places the organism in Eukaryota, Metazoa, Chordata, Lepidosauria, Squamata, Elapidae. The record is from RefSeq and is a predicted model, not a curated record.
ACCUCCUCCGGCUGCCCGCCAACGGGCGGGAAAGGCGGGAGAACCAGCCGAAGGCGACGAUGGCGCUGCUCUUCUCCGCCCUCCGCGUGUUGCUGGGCCUUUUCUUCGCCGUCAGCGGGGUCGUCAAGCUCACCGACCAGAUCGCAGGCGACGCCCACCGGCAGCUGAAAACCAAGUUUGUGCAAUUUGCAGACGUCUUCCCUUUGAAGGAGUUUGGGUAUAAGCCGGAACCAGGAUUGUACAUGGAAAUAGUGGGCUGGAUGGAACUGAUAGGAGGCUGCCUUUUAGCCUUCGGACCUCAACUGCUGCAGGAAAUCAGCAAUUUUGUGCUCACCGUGAUCAUGAUAGGUGCCAUCUACACCCUCCUGGUUUUGAAAGAGCCUUUUGCCAUGUGCGUACCAGCUACUGUCUCCUUGGGCCUUUUGCUCCUCCUCAACAUCCGUGGAAGAGGGAAGUGUGUGAAGUCAAAGUCCGAAUGAGGCAAGGAGGAGAUCUGAAGAGAUGGGAAGGAUCCCAAAAUGACGUUUUUGGAAGAACAGACAACUUGUGUUUCCCAUCCUGCUCCCCCCGACUAAUCAGAUCAUGUGGACUUUACAGUGUGUCAUCCAGAAAGGGGGUUAGAUUUUAACAGCCAUGGCCUAUUUGGGGUCCUGACUUAACUGCCCAUUUUGCCAGUUUUCUAUCCCUCUUUAGACCUGUUUGGAGAUCUUGUCUUCUCUGCAAAACCAGUUGCUCUCUCUUUGGUCAGUGGAUCCUUCUUGUGUCCAGGCAAGGAGAUAACAUGGAUCAGAAGAAAAUACUACGUUACAAAGGGCCCGGAAUGAGGGUUGUGUGGGAUUGUGGUUGGGCACCAAAGAAUAACGUUGAGGGUAAAAGAGACCUCAGAAUUCUGCAGAAUGAUAUAAUCAAAGGGCUCAGAUAGAUCUUGCAUCAGUUGCAUAUUGUACUGCUUCAUUUCUGGAUUUUAUUAACUUUGCUAUCAACCCAUCUUGGCCUGAUCUAAAUUGGGACUUAUGUUUGUUGGUUGAGGAAGUCUAGGUAAUCACUAUUCCUCAUCCCUUUCCCAAAAAUUAAAUUUAAUUCUAUUUACCCACUUAAAAAAAAAACAUUUGCAUGAAUCAAAGGUACUUUUUAUCAUCCCAAUGCUGUUACUUGAUCGUGAGUUUGGUGAAAUAAAAGUAAAGAGGAUUAAUAGAUUUCUUCUAAUAAGCAUGGUGUGAUCUUGAGCCAUUGCCAUUUAUAAGAAAUAAUCUGGGAUUGAAAUGAGAUAGGUAACAAAAAUCACUGGAUUCUACGCAAUACGCCUUUAUGAUAAUUUGUAAAAAUCAAUAGAUUCAAAUUUUGUGUCCAUAUUUGGGAGAUUGAAGGUUGAUUGGGGGCAUUUGACUU